AUGGUUUCGUUCUGUGGGAUAUGCCCUUCUCAACACUGCCCACAAUUCCGCUCGGAAGUCUUCCUGGGCCAGUGCAGCCGGGGCUGUGGCAAGAUCUGCAUCUCUUAUCAGAGCACUCAUGGUGGUAUGGGUUGGUAUUCUUCAUGCCCUCCGUCCGGAGUGGGCCUCAACGGCAUCUGCAUCUCCAACCCUCCUCGUCCUCCAUGUUGGGGAUCCCAGUCUGCCCUGGACGAGACACCCCUGCUGUUCUGUUCCCUGAGACUAAACGUUUUACUAACAAAAACCAGGAACUACGCUGUAGGGAUUUUGGGGCUCCAUGAGGAAAUCCAGGACUUCUAUGCCUACAUGUCUCCGCGGCCGGAGGAGGAGAAGAUGAGGAGGGAGGUGGUGGAGAGGAUAGAGAGGGUCAUUAAGGACCUUUGGCCCACUGCUGACGUUCAAGUAUUUGGAAGUUUCAGCACGGGUCUCUAUCUACCCACCAGUGACAUUGACCUGGUGGUGUUUGUGAAGUUCAGGGAAGGAGACACCCUCCCUCUGUGGAGGUUAGAAGAGGCGCUGAGGAAACACAAAGUGGUGGAGGAGAAUUCUGUCAAAGUGCUGGACAAGGCCACGGUGCCAAUCAAACUGACAGACUCUCUCACGGAGGUCAAAGUUGACAUCAGUUUCAACAUGAAGAAUGCUGUCAAAGCUGCUGCCCUCAUCAAAGAUUAUAAAAAGAAAUAUCCUGUGCUUCCGUACCUGGUGCUAGUCCUGAAGCAGUUCUUAUUACAAAGAGACAUGAAUGAAGUGUUUACAGGAGGCAUCAGUUCCUACAGCCUCUUCCUCGUCGCUGUCAGCUUCUUACAGCUCCAUAGCAGGGAGAACGCAUGCAGUCCCAACGCCAACACUGGUGUCCUACUCAUAGAGUUCUUUGAGCUGUACGGCCGCCAUUUUAACUACCUGAAGACGGGGAUCCGGAUCAAGGACGGAGGCUGCUACCUCUCCAAAGACGAGGUCCAGAAGAGCAUGCUGGAUGGAUACAGACCUUCCCUGCUCUACAUUGAAGACCCACUGCAGCCAGGUAAUGAUGUGGGCCGUAGCUCAUACGGGGCCAUGCAGGUGAAGCAGGUGUUUGACUAUGCCUUCAUGGUGCUGAGCCACGCUGUGUCGCCCAUCGCUAAGUACCACUUCAACAACCACGGCGAGAGUAUACUGGGCAGAAUCAUCCGGGUGACUCAGGAAGUUGCUGAAUACAGAGACUGGAUCACCAUGAAGUGGGCUGCCCUAUCACUGAACUCCCUGGCCUUAAAAGGUAAUGUCACGUUGCUGGUUGAGGUUCAGGAGAUGGAGAAAUGCAUCAACAAUCUCUCUGAGGAAGGGGCAGAGUCCCCCAGCUCCUCCUCUCCUCCCCCCUCUUUGUCAUUCUCCUCGCCACAUUCUUCUUCAGCUAGCUCCAAUGACGCUGCGAGGCUCAUCUGCACCCAGUGCUGGAUUGACCAAUCACAGGGAUACAAGUUUCUCUUCCAGCAGCCGCGUAAGCCAGUCGAACAAGAGCACGGUGGACAGAGCGAGUUUGACGUCUUGUCAGAACAGCCAUGCCAACAAACAGCCAAGCACAGGAACAGGACAGUCAUCAGGCAGCAACAGCAGGAGCCACCGAGACAGAAAGCAGAGCUGUCCUGGCAGGAGGAGGAAACCCCAGCCAAAGCACCAAUGUAA
Messenger RNA from Salvelinus namaycush (lake trout), 1698 nucleotides. RefSeq names its product terminal nucleotidyltransferase 4B-like. Lineage: Eukaryota; Metazoa; Chordata; Actinopteri; Salmoniformes; Salmonidae. Bases 1 to 1698 code for a protein of 565 amino acids. The transcript has 14 exons. Gene Ontology annotation, biological process: RNA 3'-end processing. Gene Ontology annotation, cellular component: nucleolus; TRAMP complex. The record is from RefSeq and is a predicted model, not a curated record. Gene Ontology annotation, molecular function: poly(A) RNA polymerase activity; mRNA binding.